This is a messenger RNA of Penicillium odoratum, 1125 nucleotides long. RefSeq names its product putative isopropanol dehydrogenase. The transcript has a single exon. Bases 1 to 1125 code for a protein of 374 amino acids. The record is from RefSeq and is a predicted model, not a curated record. NCBI's taxonomy places the organism in Eukaryota, Fungi, Ascomycota, Eurotiomycetes, Eurotiales, Aspergillaceae. Gene Ontology annotation, cellular component: mitochondrion. Gene Ontology annotation, molecular function: oxidoreductase activity.
AUGGCCACUCACAAAGCCCUCGUGCUCCACGCCCGCGACAAACCACUAGUCCUGGAAACUCUGCCCCGUCCAGUCCCCAAAGCGGGCGAAGCAGUCGUUCAAAUCCUAGCAGCCGAUGUUGUUCCUUACAUGCGCGAAGUGCUAGAUGGUUCUCGUCCAUACCCACUUUCUCUCCCUAUGACACCUGGCAAUACUGCCAUCGGGCGAGUCUUCGAGGUUGGACCGGACGCCGUCCGUCUCACGCCGGGCCAGAUGGUACUAUGCGACAUCACGAUCCGAGCACGCGACGAUCCAUCUGUGACUAUUCUUUAUGGAAUUCAUGGAGGCGGAUAUCCGGCGGCACAGAAGCUUAUGGAUGGGGAGUGGAGGAAUGCGACGUAUGCAGAAUACGCGCGUUUCCCUCUGGAGAACCUUUAUCCGCUGAAUGAGGAUCUAUUACUCAGGAAGCUGGGAUAUAAGAUAUCGGACUUGUGUUUCCUACCUGUGUUUCUCGUUCCUUUCGGUGGGUUAUCUGAAGUUGAUGUUAAGCCUGGUGAGGUGGUGAUUGUGGCGCCUGCUACGGGGAGGUAUGGGGGUGCAGCGGUAGCUGUGGCGCUUGCAAUGGGUGCUACUGUAGUGGCUGCUGGUCGGAAUAUUGCGGCGCUUCAAGCUCUGGAAACGAUCCAUGCGUCGACGAGUCGAUUGAGAACUGUUGUCCUUACCGAAGACACUGCUCGCAACACUGAACUGUUUAAAGCCGCAGCUGGAAAUUCGAAUGGCGCAGAUGUAUACAUCGACUUUUGCCCGCCUGCCGUGACGAACAGCUCGUUGCUUUCUUCUGGUGUUGGUGCCUUGCGUUCGUUUGGAAGGUGUGUCAUCAUGGGAGGAAUGUCAGGGGAAAUUAAGGUGCCAUAUUUGGAAGUCAUGUUCAAAAGUCUACGGUUGCAGGGUCGAUUUAUGUAUUCACGACCUCAAAUCCUCCAGUUCAUACAAAUGGUGGAGUCGGGACUUGUUGCAUUGGGUACUAAAGCGGGGAUUCAUCAAACGAAGGAAUUCGGCUUGGAAUCUGUCGACGAUGCACUUGAGGCGGCGAGGAAGCUGACCGGCUGGGGGGCGCAUGUUGUGUUAAGGCCAGGUCAAAAUUAG